GGCAGCGGAGGAGGCGAGGAGCGCCGGGUACCGGGCCGGGGGAGCCGCGGGCUCUCGGGGAAGAGACGGAUGAUGAACAAGCUUUACAUCGGGAACCUGAGCCCCGCCGUCACUGCCGACGACCUCCGGCAGCUCUUCGGGGACAGGAAACUACCCCUGGCGGGACAGGUCCUGCUCAAGUCUGGCUACGCCUUCGUGGACUACCCCGACCAGAACUGGGCCAUCCGCGCCAUCGAGACCCUCUCGGGUAAAGUGGAAUUGCAUGGGAAAAUCAUGGAAGUUGAUUACUCAGUCUCUAAAAAGCUAAGGAGCAGGAAAAUUCAGAUUCGAAACAUCCCUCCUCACCUGCAGUGGGAGGUAUUGGAUGGACUUUUGGCUCAGUAUGGGACAGUGGAGAAUGUGGAACAAGUCAACACAGACACAGAAACUGCUGUCGUCAACGUCACCUAUGCAACAAGAGAAGAAGCAAAAAUAGCCAUCGAGAAGCUAAGUGGGCAUCAGUUUGAGAACUACUCCUUCAAGAUUUCCUACAUCCCGGAUGAAGAGGUGAGCUCCCCUUCACCCCCUCAGCGAGCCCAGCGUGGGGACCACUCUUCCCGGGAGCAAGGCCACGCCCCUGGGGCCUCUUCUCAGGCCAGACAGAUUGAUUUCCCGCUGCGGAUCCUGGUCCCCACCCAGUUUGUUGGUGCCAUCAUCGGAAAGGAGGGCUUGACCAUAAAGAACAUCACUAAGCAGACCCAGUCCCGGGUAGACAUCCAUAGAAAAGAGAACUCUGGGGCUGCAGAGAAGCCUGUCACCAUUCAUGCCACCCCAGAGGGGACUUCUGAAGCAUGCCGCAUGAUUCUUGAAAUCAUGCAGAAAGAGGCUGAUGAGACCAAACUAGCCGAAGAGAUUCCUCUGAAAAUCUUGGCCCACAAUGGCUUGGUUGGAAGACUGAUUGGCAAAGAAGGCAGAAAUUUGAAGAAAAUUGAACACGAGACAGGGACCAAGAUAACAAUCUCAUCUUUGCAGGAUUUGAGCAUAUACAACCCUGAGAGAACCAUCACGGUGAAGGGCACAGUGGAAGCCUGUGCUAAUGCUGAGAUAGAGAUUAUGAAGAAGCUACGUGAGGCCUUUGAAAAUGACUUGCUGGCGGUUAAUCAACAAGCCAAUCUGAUCCCAGGGUUGAACCUCAGUGCACUUGGCAUCUUUUCAACAGGACUGUCCGUGCUGCCUCCGCCAGCUGGGCCCCGUGGAGCCCCACCUGCUACCCCCUACCACCCUUUUGCUGUCAAGGAAGUCUGUGCACCUCCUUAUAGCUGGCUCAUACACACCGGUUGGUCUCUUAAAUCCUGGAAUUUUUCAGAUAUAUGUACCCACUCCGGCUACUUUUCCAGCCUAUAUCCCCAUCACCAGUUCGGUCCCUUCCCGCAUCAUCAUGCCUAUCCAGAGCAGGAGAUUGUGAAUCUUUUCAUACCAACCCAGGCUGUGGGUGCCAUCAUUGGGAAGAAAGGGGCACACAUCAAACAGCUGGCUCGAUUUGCUGGAGCCUCUAUCAAG
Castor canadensis (American beaver) is the source of this 1539-nucleotide messenger RNA. The record is from RefSeq and is a predicted model, not a curated record. Lineage: Eukaryota; Metazoa; Chordata; Mammalia; Rodentia; Castoridae.